Saccostrea echinata is the source of this 4240-nucleotide messenger RNA. Its product is annotated as hypoxia up-regulated protein 1-like. Gene Ontology annotation, molecular function: ATP-dependent protein folding chaperone; ATP binding. Bases 152 to 3169 code for a protein of 1005 amino acids. NCBI's taxonomy places the organism in Eukaryota, Metazoa, Mollusca, Bivalvia, Ostreida, Ostreidae. Gene Ontology annotation, biological process: endoplasmic reticulum unfolded protein response; cellular response to hypoxia; negative regulation of hypoxia-induced intrinsic apoptotic signaling pathway. Gene Ontology annotation, cellular component: endoplasmic reticulum chaperone complex. The record is from RefSeq and is a predicted model, not a curated record. The transcript is spliced from 26 exons.
CAGCUGCGCAGAACCGGAAUACGACAGCUUCCAAUCAAGUGUUGCCACAUUUGCCGGUACGGCAAAAUAACUUGAACAUUGCAUCAACUAAACAGCUUAACUUGAACAGAAAUAACAAAAGAACAUAGCAGGGAGACAUUUCUCUGUCGUUAUGCACUGCCUUCAAGGAGGAUGGCUAGCUUUGCUAGCAAUAAUAAGCCUGGUGCUACCUACAGCUUAUGGUGCCAGUCUUGCUGUGAUGUCCAUUGAUCUUGGAAGUGAAUUCAUGAAAAUAGGAAUUGUGAAGCCUGGUGUUCCUAUGGAAAUUGUCUUAAAUGACGAAUCUGCAAGAAAGACAUCAACUAUUGUAGCUUUAAGAAAUGGGGAAAGAUUGUUUGGUUCAGCAGCAGAAAAUACGGCUGUGAAAUUUCCAAAGAUGGCAUAUUGGUAUUUGACACAAAUAAUUGGUAAACGGUUUGAAGACCCACAUGUAGAGAUGUACAGAAAAAGAUUUCCUUAUUAUAACAUAAUCAAGGAUGAAGUUCGAGGGACACCAUUAUUUAAAGUGGAUGAUGAGACCACAUACAGUCCAGAAGAGUUGUUGGCUAUGGUGCUGGAAAAAGCCAAGAGUUCAGCCGAGGCAUUUGCAGAUACUCCUAUUUCUGAUGCUGUGAUCACCGUUCCCUCCUACUUCACACAAGCUGAGAGACGGGCUGUAAGAGAAGCUGCGGAAAUGGUGGGAAUCAACGUCCUACAGCUGAUCAGUGAUAAUGUGGCAGUUGCCUUGAACUAUGGUGUGUUUAGAAGAAAAAUGUUCAAUAGCACUACACAGUACUACAUGUUUUAUGAUGCUGGAGCCACAAGUACCUCUGCCACAAUUAUAGGAUAUCAGAUGGUGAAAGUGAAAGAGGGAGACCGAGUGGAGACAUACCCUCAGUUGUCUGUUAAGGGAGUAGGUUUUGACAAAUCGUUGGGAGGUCUGGAGAUGACUCUACGACUGAGAGAGCACCUUGCCAAAUUAUUUAAUGCCCAGAAGAAAACCAAAACUGAUGUCUUUACAAAUGAUAGAGCCAUGGGCAAACUGUUUAAAGAGGCUAAUAGAUUGAAGAAAGUCCUAAGUGCAAACACAGAACACAUGGCACAAGUGGAGGGCCUAUUGGAGGACAUUGAUUUCAAGGCCAAGGUCACUCGAGAUGAGUUUGAAGAAAUGAACAAGGAUUUGUUUGAACGUGUCCUCAAACCUAUUGAAGAUGCACUAAAAACAUCACAUGUCACACUGCCAGAAAUUACAGAUGUAAUUUUGAUGGGUGGUGGAACUAGAGUCCCUAAAAUGCAGGACAUGUUACUGAAAUACAUUAAAAGAGAUGUCUUGGGUAAAAGCAUUAACACAGAUGAAGCUGCAGCAUUAGGAGCUGUGUAUCAUGCUGCUGAACUUGGAAAAGGAUUCAAAGUUAAAAAGUUCUUAAUCAAGGAUGCCUGUCACUAUCCCAUAGUUGUAGAAUUUGAGAAACAAACAGCUGAGACUACGGAGGACAAGCCUAAAGUUGUCAAAAGGACAUUGUUUGGUAGAAUGAAUCCAUACCCUCAGAAAAAAGUGAUGACCUUCAACAAGCAUGUGAAAGAUUUCUCUUUCAAUGUCACAUAUGGAGACUUAAGUUUUCUGAGUGCUGAGGAUUUAAAGUCCUUCCCUGACCAUCUGAUCCACACCUAUCACUUGAAGGGAGUGGAGGAAGCAUUAAAGAAACACGCUGAAAAAGCCGAGAGUAAAGGGGUGAAGGCUCACUUCAGGAUGGACGAGGAUGGAAUCCUACAUCUAGAUAAGGUAGAAUUUGUGUUUGAGAAGGAAGGCGAGGCAGAAGAAUCCACUUGGUCAAAGCUUGGUGAUACUAUAAGUGGGCUGUUUGGUGGGAAAGACAAGAAAGAAGAGGAGAAAAAACCAGCUACAGAUGAAACUGCUCAAGAGGGAGACAAAUCCAGCGAUAAGUCUGGUGAAGGGAAAAAAGAACCUGAUGACCAACAACCAAAAGCAGACAGUGGGGACAAAAAGAUUCCAGCAGAUGAGGAAAAAAAGAAAGAUGAAACAACAGAAAAACCUGCCGAGGAGAAAAAGGUUGAUGAUAACAAAACAGAUAAAAAAGACACAGAGAAAGCUGACAAUACAACAAAAACAGAAAACAAAACAGAGGAGGUCAAGCCUAAAGUAUUGGUUAUUAAAGAAGACAUUGUUGCAGAGAAUGUUUCUUUUGACAUCCCUCCUAUUCCUGCUGACAAAUUUAAGGCCUCUAAAAAAAGGCUCACUGAUUUGACAGCCAAAGACAAAGAGAAGAAAUUGUUGGAGAAGGCUAAGAAUGACUUGGAAGCUUUUGUUUAUGACAUGGGUGACAAGAUACAUGAUGAGGACCACCAGAAAUGUUCUACAGAAACAGAGAGAGAGGAAUUGUCCAAAAUGUUGUCUGAUGCAGGAGAGUGGAUGUACGAACAGGAGGAAGAUGCAAAGAAAGAGGUGUUCCAGAAUAAGCUUAAGGAGUUGAAGAAAGCAGUUAAAGACUUGAAGCACAGAGUCAAGGAGCUUAUUGAACGUCCUAAGGCAUUAGAAGCUCUGAACUCAAUGCUGAAUCAUUCUGAAUAUUUUUUGGUCAGUGUAAAGAAUCUGACAUUGGGAGAGGAUCCUAUGUUUACAGAGGUGGAGGCAAACACACUGGAGAAAUUAAUCAAUGAGUCAUAUCAAUGGUUAGAAUCAAUGACAAAGGAACAGAAUCUCACCCCACUGACAGAAAAACCCAAGAUGUUGGUGGAGGAUAUUGCCAUAAAAUACCAAGCUCUAGAUAGGGAGGUCAAGUACCUAAUCAACAAGGCCAAGAUAUACCGCCCCAAAGCCAAACCCAAAACUAGCAAAAACACAACGUCCACAAAUGAUACAAAAACUAAUGAUACCAAGACAGAAUCUUCAACAGGAGAUGAUAAGAGUGCAAAAUCUGACAAGGAUGAGGGACCACAAUUGGAUGUACCAGAGACAGAAACUAAGGCUCCGAAAAGGAGACCCAAGUCAAAACGAGGGGAGGAGAAAACUGAGGGAGAAGAAGAAAUUUUACAAUUAGAUGAGAGUGAUAAACAAGAGAAAUCACAAGAUACAACAGAUAAAACAAAAGAUACAGAUGACACAGUGACACAUGAUUCUAGCGAUUUAUAACCCCAUUGGAUAUUAGGAAUAAUACAUUGAACAACUUACUCAUUACAUGUUACACUGUGUUUGAUUGGUUGGAUUUAAAGAUAAAAUAUUUAGCAAUUAUGGGCUUGACAUGCAAAGAAAGUUGGAUUUUUUGCAUUUGAAUUGGGGUUAUAGGCAAAGGAUUAAUUUCCAUUUUUUGCCGUAAAUCUGUUACUUGAAAUUUAAUUUCACAUGGACUUGGUGAACCGAAAAAAAAUCAAGAUAUUUUUUAAGACCUUAAGAAAGAUGAUAUAUUGAUAUCAUUUACAUUAAACUUUGUUUUAUGAAAGACUAAGUACUGUUAAUAGAAAGAAGAAUAAUGUUUAAAAGUAUUUUUUAGCAUAUCAUUCAGUAUUUCCUAAUGUGUCUUGUAAGACUAUAGUUAAUAGCUGUUGGGUAAAUUUUGUUCUUGCUGUGCUUGUUGUUUGAAUAUUCAUUUCCAUAGAAAUCAUUUACAUGAAAAUAGAACCACAAUACAGUACCUGUAAGUGUUCAGUUUUGUCCUCAGCAUAAAUUGACCUACCUUAGUUAAAUCCUAUUCUAUUUGCAUCUCGACUUUAAGUCAUAAUACUUUUGUAGUAUGAAUGGAUGGUGAAUAGACACGAUGGUGUAUUUGUUGUGUGAAAGAUGCCAAAUGUGAUGAAUUAUUUAUGAACAUUUCAUGAUAGUUUAUGAAUGCUGUAUCGUUGUAAAUGUUUUCAUGUGAUAUCAUGCUACAGGUGCUGGCAUGAUGUAGAUAGUGUUAUAUUGUGAAGAAAAAUAUGAAAUAUGUAAGAAAAUUAUCCAUUGAAUUGGAAUCUGAAUUUUUUGGCAGUUGGUGCUUUAGGAUCAUUACUACAUUUUUAUGUAGCACCUUUACAUUCCCUUUUCAUUUGUUUUUGGCAAUUAAUGCAAAUGGUUACAUGGCAUUGUUUGGAUUGAUGAUUGGACAAUUGUGUAUGCAUGUUCGAUAUGUGAAAUGCAGUAUAUGAGAUGGUAGAUGGUGCAAAGUUUUUCGUAGAAUAUGACUUCAUUAUUGUUGGUGAAAAAACAAAAAGAAAUAAAAUUUAUUUA